CAAAUGUAAUUUGUAAUUUGCCCAAAGAGAAAUCUCUUACCAAACCUAUUUCAUUUCUCACUAAAAUGGUGAGAUUUGGUGAGAUACAAGUUGAUUGGCUGUAAAAUAUUUAUAAUAUCUAGAUUGUCCCUUAAAAUGCAAUGGAAGAAUAUUUCACUCAUCCAAACAUGAUAACGAGAAAACAUAAUCACUUUUUUUCUUUUCUCAUAUAGAUGAGAAACCACAAUAAUGUCUUUUUUGUUUUUCACUCUUCGAUAUAAAUUGCGUUUGUACUUCUUUUUGAACAGAAAUUGCGUUUGUACUUGAAACCUACUUUUUUGAUUCGUUGGGUUUUUACUUUAAUAUGAAUGCUGAACUUAUUGAAGAAUAUACAAUAGUUAAUCAAGUUAACAGAACCUGUAUUAAUGACUCUAGUUGCAAAAGAAUAUAUACAUUAGAGAAUGUGAAUCAUUUUUACUGAUUUCUUAUUAAAAAACGGGGAGACAGAAGAAAAGAAGGAACAGAAAUAUAGGGUUCGAAUGUAGCACUCUAAAUUAAAUAUUAAAAUAUGUGUAUAUGUUCUUAUGUAUAUUAUUAUGAUGUAUAAAAAGUGUGCAGGUCUAGGAAAUUAACUUCCCGCAAUUAAAAUUUGCAGAAGUAAGCAAUUUAUGUUACAUAUUGGAUAGAAGGGAACAUAAGCGGUCUGAGAAUCAUGCUACGUGUGGAUGAUGUCAAGAAAGGAUUGGUACCGUGGAGGGUAUUUUUUUGAUUUAACUCCCUGAUUAAGAAUCGGAUAGCUCAAGGCAUGUUGACAUAGAUACUUCGAAGGAUUCAAGUGGUCCAAGGAGGAAAUGCAUCCAUUUGAAUUUUGCUACUUGCCAUGGUUUUGGUGUCUCUAAAAAGUAUCACCUUCCAAGAGAAAGGAUUUACCGUUUGGAUGGAGAGGUUUGGUGAGAAAAGAAAGAAAAUGGAGAGAAUGAGGUUUCUCAUCACUUGUUUGGAUAAUUAAUGAGGUGAAAAAUGGUGAGAAAGGAAGAGAAAUAGUGAGAAAGAUAAAUCACUCAAAAUUUAAGUUGUUUCUCACCAAAGUAGUGAGAAACCAAAAUUACUCUUUAUAAAAAAUUUAUAAUACCUAAAUUGCCCCUCUAAAUGCAAAACAAAUAAAAUAAAAAGAUACAUGUAUCCUCUUUUAAACAAUGUUCAUCCAAACAAGAAGACGAGAAGAGGAGAAGCCACAAUAAUUUCUUUUCUUCUCUCAGCUAGGUGAGAAACUAUAAUCAGUUCCUUUCUUUUCUCACCUCACAAUCCAAAACUAAAAGAUUGAGAGUUGAAGUCAAACAGAUUCGCAGAUUCUCCAGAAGAGAGAAGAUGCAAAGAACAAAUGUUGUUGCACUAUUGUCAUCAAGUGAUGUUCUUAGUUGUAGCAACACACAAAAUGGGCCUUCGAUAGAGAAAGUAAACCCUGCAGGUGAUAGUGGUACUUCAGGAAGGUUUGAGUCUGCAAGUCAGGCAUCAGCACCAAGCACUUUGAAUGCAAUUUUGAUUGAACACUCUGAAGCAUUAUUAAUUGGGUAUUCAGCAGAGAACUUCAAGAAAUCGGAAGGGUUGACUUCUGGGCCAGGGAAGAAAGGCUGCAAGAGGCGUGGCUGGAAUCGUGGUACUUCAGGAAGGUUUGUGUCUGCAAGUUGGGCAUCAAGCACUUUGAGUGCAAUUUUGAUUGAACAGUGCAAGACAGUAUUAAAAAAAUUGAUGCAACAUCAGUAUGGUUGGGUUUUUAACACUCCCGUUGAUGUAGUAAAGUUGAACAUUCCUGAUUAUUUGACUGUUAUAAAGCAUCCAAUGGAUUUGGGGACAAUAAAGAGCAAGAUUGCUUCCAGUGAGUACUCAAGUGCGUUGGAAUUUGUAGCUGAUGUCAGACUAACUUUCUCUAAUGCUAUGACCUACAAUCCACCAGGAAAUGAUUUCCACAUCAUUGCUGAUACUUUGAGUAAAUUUUUUGAAGCAAGAUGGAAAGUUAUUGUGAAUAAACUUCCGAAGGAUUCCCAGCCAUUACCAGAAAAAUCAGACGUACAUGAAGAAAAGGGGACUAUUAAGGCAAUGCCUCCAUCAAAAAAAAGAAAACUUACUUCACCGCAACAUAAAGCUAUGCCUGGCCAUGCAAAGAGAAUAAUGACAUAUGAGGAAAAACAUAAGUUAAGUAGAGACUUUGAGGCUUUGCUGGGAGAGUUGCCAGACAAUAUUUUUGAAUUUGUGAGGGAUCAGAUUUCAAAUGGAUGGGAAGCUAGAGAGGAUGAGAUUGAAGUUUAUAUUGAUGAUCUCAGUGAUAAUACCUUGUUCAUUUUACGGAAGCUUCUAGACGACUAUUUACGAGAAAUACGAAAGAACUAAGCAAAAGCCAAACCCUGUGAAAUAGAGGUACUAAACAGAUCAUGGCUUAGUGAUUUAUCCAUGCAAUUUUUGUGCAAAGGUUAUUAGCCAUUCUAUUUGGUUGCUACCAAAAUUGCAGGCAUCUUUACUGCAUCUCAAACCAUAUUUGAUAUAUCGCCUUAUAUAAUGUACAUUUGUAUGGAUUUACAAUAUUGAUAUUGAUGUGAAUGAGCCUCCUGUCUCGAGCCAAGUCCAGUAGAGAAAGAAAAAGAUACAGGCUGUAAAAGCAACACAUGUAUCAGUUCAGCCAGCUCCAGUUACAAUUCUGGUUGGUUUUCCUAUA
Camellia sinensis is the source of this 2689-nucleotide messenger RNA. Its product is annotated as transcription factor GTE8. The record is from RefSeq and is a predicted model, not a curated record. Gene Ontology annotation, molecular function: protein binding. Lineage: Eukaryota; Viridiplantae; Streptophyta; Magnoliopsida; Ericales; Theaceae.